Molecule: messenger RNA, 2692 nt
Organism: Episyrphus balteatus (marmalade hoverfly)
Lineage: Eukaryota; Metazoa; Arthropoda; Insecta; Diptera; Syrphidae
Gene: Sec23
Product: protein transport protein Sec23A
Exons: 6
Coding region: 141-2495 (784 amino acids)
Biological process (GO): endoplasmic reticulum to Golgi vesicle-mediated transport; intracellular protein transport; COPII-coated vesicle cargo loading
Cellular component (GO): COPII vesicle coat; endoplasmic reticulum exit site
Molecular function (GO): GTPase activator activity; zinc ion binding
Source: RefSeq, a predicted model, not a curated record
GACGUGGCUGGGCUAAAGUUGUCACUUUUUUUUUUGUAAUUUUAUGGUGUCCGAGGUUCUACUUGGCAAAUUUUCUAUUUUCCAAUUACAUUUCUCGGUUAAAUUGUGAAAAAUUUGACCAAUUCAUCGAAUUAAUCACAAUGACGACCUACGAAGAAUUUAUCCAACAAAAUGAAGAUCGCGAUGGUGUACGAUUGACAUGGAACGUAUGGCCUUCAAGUCGCAUCGAUGCAACUCGUCUUGUCGUGCCAUUGGCUUGCCUCUAUCAACCACUCAAAGAGCGCCCAGAUCUGCCACCAAUUCAAUAUGAGCCUGUUCUAUGUACGAGAAGCAAUUGCCGUGCAAUUUUGAAUCCACUUUGCCAAGUAGACUAUCGUGCCAAGUUAUGGGUGUGCAACUUUUGUUUCCAAAGGAAUCCGUUUCCUCCCCAAUAUGCUGCAAUUUCAGAACAACAUCAGCCCGCUGAAUUGAUACCAAGCUUUAGUACCAUCGAGUAUACAAUUGCAAGGGCUCCCUGCAUGCCUCCAGUUUUUAUAUUCCUUGUCGACACUUGCAUGGACGAGGAAGAACUUGAUGCUUUGAAGGACUCGUUGCAAACAUCUCUUAGUUUAUUGCCACCCAAUACCUUAGUUGGUCUCAUUACAUUUGGAAAAAUGAUUCAAGUCCAUGAGUUGGGCUCAGAGGGUUGUUCAAAGAGCUACGUUUUCCGUGGAACUAAAGACCUCUCUGCUAAACAAAUCCAAGAAAUGUUAGGAAUUGGCCGAGCUAGUAGUGGUGGAUCUGCAGGACAUCCCAAUACAGCCCCCGGACAACCACAACAACGAAUGCCCCACAAUCCAGUUGAGCCGCCAGCAAAUAGAUUCUUACAACCUAUCAGCAAAUGUGAUAUGGCUUUGGGAGAAUUGCUAAGUGAGCUGCAAAGAGAUCCAUGGCCAGUGCCACAAGGCAAGCGUUACCUUAGAUCGACUGGAGCGGCUUUGGCAAUUGCUGUUGGUCUUCUCGAAUGCACUUAUCCCAAUACAGGCGGCAGAAUUAUGUCCUUUGUCGGCGGUCCAUGCUCUCAGGGUCCCGGCCAAGUUGUCGAUGAUGAACUUAAACAUCCAAUUCGUUCCCAUCACGACAUCACAAAGGACAAUGUGAAAUACAUGAAGAAGGCAAUCAAACACUACGAUGCCUUAGCUCUUCGAGCUGCCACCAAUGGCCAUUGCAUCGAUAUCUAUUCAUGUGCUCUCGAUCAGACUGGUCUGAUGGAAAUGAAACAAUGUUGCAAUUCUACCGGUGGACAUAUGGUCAUGGGUGAUUCUUUCAAUUCUUCACUCUUCAAACAGACAUUCCAACGAGUGUUUGCUCGUGAUCAACGUUCUGAUCUGAAAAUGGCUUUCAAUGCUAAUCUCGAGGUUAAAUGUUCGAGGGAACUUAAAGUUUCUGGAGGCAUUGGAUCGUGUGUGUCGUUGAAUAUUAAGAGUCCAUGUGUGUCUGAUGUGGAAGUCGGUAUGGGAGGAACUGUUCAGUGGAAGUUAUGUAGUUUGAAUACCAGCACAACAAUGGGAUUCUUCUUUGAAGUAGUCAAUCAACAUGCCUCACCAAUGCCACAAGGUGGUCGUGGUUGCAUUCAGUUUAUAACACAGUAUCAACAUCCAAGUGGUCAACGUAGGAUACGUGUUACAACUUUGGCUAGAAAUUGGGCAGAUGCGACACAAAAUAUUCAUCAUAUUAGCGCUGGUUUCGAUCAAGAGGCAGCUGCCGUUAUAAUGGCUCGCAUGGUUGUUUACCGUGCUGAAACAGAUGAGGGUGUGGAUAUUCUUAGAUGGGUUGAUAGACAACUUAUUCGAUUGUGUCAGAAGUUCGGUGAGUAUGGCAAGGACGAUCCAAAUAGCUUCCGUUUGGCGGAAAAUUUCAGUCUUUUCCCGCAAUUUAUGUACCAUUUGCGUAGAUCGCAAUUCCUCCAAGUAUUUAAUAAUUCGCCUGAUGAAACUACAUUCUACCGGCACAUGCUGAUGCGAGAGGAUCUAACACAAUCGCUUAUCAUGAUACAACCAAUCCUGUAUAGCUAUUCGUUCAACGGUCCUCCUGAACCGGUUCUGCUAGACACAUCUUCCAUCCAACCUGAUCGAAUUCUCCUCAUGGACACUUUCUUCCAAAUUCUGAUCUAUCAUGGAGAAACCAUUGCCCAGUGGCGGGCACUCAAGUAUCAAGAUAUGCCUGAGUAUGAAAACUUUAAGCAAUUGCUACAAGCACCUGUGGAUGAUGCACAGGAAAUAUUGCAAACUCGUUUCCCCAUGCCACGUUAUAUUGACACCGAACACGGAGGCUCACAAGCUCGAUUUUUACUUUCCAAAGUCAAUCCAUCACAGACGCAUAAUAAUAUGUAUGCUUAUGGUCAGCCACCAAUUGGCUCAACAACGGAUGGCGGAGCACCGGUUCUCACAGAUGAUGUUUCACUACAACUUUUCAUGGAACAUUUGAAAAAACUUGCAGUUUCCUCCACAACAUAAUCAAGAAAAUUAUGAUUAUGAUGAAUGCAAAAUUGAAAAUAAUUAGUUCGCCGCAAUUAAUUCGAAGUCGAAAAGAAAUGAUGGUGAACAUUUUCAUUACUAAGCGAUAUGAGAAAUAAAAAGUCUUUUAAAAAAUAUUUAUAAAUAUUAUUAUCUUUGAAAAUAAAAGUUAUUAGAAUGCAUUGCGCAAAACAUUA